AUGGAGAAAAAAGCUAAACAUCAAAUAAUUAAGGAUGUCACAUGCACCCUAUUCUUCUCCGUCUUCAGUGCUGUCCUUGGGUUUUUCCAAUUUGGAUACUGCAUUGGAGUCAUCAAUGCUCCACAAAUGAUUAUUAUGAACCACUAUGGCAAGGUAUUGGGCAUUACAGAAGAUGUAAUGCAAAACCCUACAGUCAUAAUGCUCUGGUCCUUGUCGGUGGCUAUGUUUGCUGUUGGUGGAAUGGUUUCCUCCUUCACUGUUGGUUGGAUUGGAGAAAAGAUGCCAAGAGUGAGAGCCAUGAUACUGGUGAACAUCCUCGCAGUCUCUGGGAAUAUCUUUUUGGCUGUGUCAAAGUUUGGCCCUUCAUAUGUCUUUAUUAUCAUAGGAAGAGCCUUCACUGGACUGCACACUGGCCUCACAUCUGGACUUGCCCCAUUGUAUGUUGGAGAGAUUGCACCCACAGCUCUCCGUGGGGCUCUGGGAUCACUGCACCAGCUUGCUGUAGUAAUUGGGAUUCUCAUCAGCCAGGUCCUUGGCCUAGACUUUCUCCUGGGCAAAGAUGAAACUUGGCCAUUGCUGCUUUCCUUGGCGGGUUGUGCAGCCGUCUUUCAGACUGUCCUGCUUUUCUUCUGCCCAGAAAGUCCUCGGUACCUGUACAUCAAAUGUGGAAAGAUUGAAGAAGCCAAAGAGAGCUUGAAAAGGCUGAGAGGAGAAGCCUAUGACCCUACCAAAGAACUUGAGGACAUGGAGAAAGAAAAAGAAGAAGCAUCUAAAGAAAAACCUGUUUCCAUCUGGCAGCUUAUCACUUCCUCCACCUACAGGCAACCAUUCCUAGUGGCCAUAGGGGUUCAUAUUGCUCAGCAGUUUUCCGGAAUUAAUGCUAUUUUCUACUACUCCACUGAUAUUUUUAACCAAGCUCAUGUCAGAAAACCUAUUUAUGCAACCAUAGGAGUGGGGUUUGUGAACACUGUAUUCACCGUUUUUGCUGUCUUCCUGGUGGAUAAAGCAGGGAGGCGCUCCCUCUUUAUGGCUGGGCUCUUUGGCAUGAUGUUGUGUACCAUCACCAUGACCGUCGGACUUGUGCUUCAGCCCAAGUUGGAAUGGAUGAGCUACGUCAGCCUGACUUCCAUCUUCCUCUUUGUCAGUUUCUUUGAAAUUGGGCCAGGACCAAUUCCCUGGUUUAUUGUUGCUGAGCUGUUCAGUCAAGGCCCUCGCCCAGCAGCUGUCGCAAUGGCUGGUUUUAGCAACUGGUUCACCAACUUCUGCAUCGGGAUGUUCUUCCCAUACGUUGCUAAACUCUGCGGACCAUAUGUGUUUCUGAUCUUUGCCGUUCUGCUUGGCAUUUUUGUCAUUUUCAUUUAUUAUAAAGUGCCAGAAACGAAAGGCAAGUCAUUUGAAGAAAUUGCGGAGGAGUUCCGUCGCCGAAACAAAGGAGGUGCCACAGGAGGAGCUACUGAAAUGGAGUAUCUGGGAGGCGCCCAGCAGGCGUAG
Varanus komodoensis (Komodo dragon) is the source of this 1491-nucleotide messenger RNA. RefSeq names its product solute carrier family 2 member 2 (gene SLC2A2). The transcript is spliced from 11 exons. The record is from RefSeq and is a predicted model, not a curated record. Gene Ontology annotation, biological process: monosaccharide transmembrane transport. Gene Ontology annotation, molecular function: hexose transmembrane transporter activity. Gene Ontology annotation, cellular component: membrane; brush border. Bases 1 to 1491 code for a protein of 496 amino acids. NCBI's taxonomy places the organism in Eukaryota, Metazoa, Chordata, Lepidosauria, Squamata, Varanidae.